Arabidopsis thaliana (thale cress) is the source of this 984-nucleotide messenger RNA. It is a transcript of the gene CBF4, whose product is annotated as C-repeat-binding factor 4. Gene Ontology annotation, molecular function: DNA-binding transcription factor activity; DNA binding. The coding region runs from base 74 to 748 and encodes 224 amino acids. The transcript has a single exon. Gene Ontology annotation, cellular component: nucleus. The record is from RefSeq and is marked reviewed. NCBI's taxonomy places the organism in Eukaryota, Viridiplantae, Streptophyta, Magnoliopsida, Brassicales, Brassicaceae. Gene Ontology annotation, biological process: regulation of DNA-templated transcription.
AUCUCCAAAAGUUCCAACACCUGAAAACAUAAAAAGAUAGAAAGAGAAAUAAAACAUCUUAUCCAAAGAAAAAAUGAAUCCAUUUUACUCUACAUUCCCAGACUCGUUUCUCUCAAUCUCCGAUCAUAGAUCUCCGGUUUCAGACAGUAGUGAGUGUUCACCAAAGUUAGCUUCAAGUUGUCCAAAGAAACGAGCUGGGAGGAAGAAGUUUCGUGAGACACGUCAUCCGAUUUACAGAGGAGUUCGUCAGAGGAAUUCUGGUAAAUGGGUUUGUGAAGUUAGAGAGCCUAAUAAGAAAUCUAGGAUUUGGUUAGGUACUUUUCCGACGGUUGAAAUGGCUGCUCGUGCUCAUGAUGUUGCUGCUUUAGCUCUUCGUGGUCGCUCUGCUUGUCUCAAUUUCGCUGAUUCUGCUUGGCGGCUUCGUAUUCCUGAGACUACUUGUCCUAAGGAGAUUCAGAAAGCUGCGUCUGAAGCUGCAAUGGCGUUUCAGAAUGAGACUACGACGGAGGGAUCUAAAACUGCGGCGGAGGCAGAGGAGGCGGCAGGGGAGGGGGUGAGGGAGGGGGAGAGGAGGGCGGAGGAGCAGAAUGGUGGUGUGUUUUAUAUGGAUGAUGAGGCGCUUUUGGGGAUGCCCAACUUUUUUGAGAAUAUGGCGGAGGGGAUGCUUUUGCCGCCGCCGGAAGUUGGCUGGAAUCAUAACGACUUUGACGGAGUGGGUGACGUGUCACUCUGGAGUUUUGACGAGUAAUUUUUUGGCUCUUUUUCUGGAUAAUAAGUUAGUUUAGGGAUUAUUUGGACAUCUAGGAUUGGUCCGGAGUUCCGUACCUGUAUUUUUUGUUUGGUACCAAAUCUUUAGUAAUAAAUCGUCUAUCAUUUAUUCUUGUUAGAAUGUUCUUUGUUUGUUUUUGGUAAACAGAUUUGAUCAAAUUAGAGCUAUAGAAUUUGAAAAUUUUGUUUUGUUGUAUCUGAAACUGUAAAUAGAUU